CAUUGUCUGCUGUCACUUCUGGAGGUCCAGUAACUUUUAUGAUUAGCCCAGUCGUUUUACGUAGCAGAUAUGAACAGUAGUGGAAGCUAGUGUAAUCUAAAGCUGUUUUUCCAUACAAAGACAAUUGAUCGUCCUUACUUGCUAGCUCGGCUGAAAAAGCGCAGAGCGUUGCCGCCGUCCCGUCAUAGGCUGCAUUCAAGACAACGCGCGUUGAGUGGUCGGACCAUCCCUCGCCGUACUUGGGGAAAUUUCGUUCGGCGUACUCGUUGAAUGGCUAGGAUAUCUUUCAUGUGGUAUGAUACAGUAUUAGUGGGUGUGUAAUGAACAGAAGAUGAGCAAGUGGACGGACAGGCUGAAGAAAGUUGAACUGCUUUCCCAGUCUUUCCAUCAGACUCCCUUGACCACACGCUAUAAACCUCGCUUAUGGACAUGCCAACCAUCCUCCGUCUGGAAACUCUUCCCUCGACAAAGUAUGGCUAUCAAGUUUGCACAGAGUUGCAAAGAGGAUGCACAUAUUUUUGCCCUUGAAAAAGAAAAUACCAUCCAAGGCCAAAGGCUGUAUUUGGUCACCAGUUACAGUGAGCUAUGGCAUUACUACAGGACUUACCGUCAAUCACUGAUGCACUGCUACGAGGUGAUUCCAGAAGGGGCUGUUUGCAAACUUUAUUUUGACUUGGAGUUCCACAGGCCCUCCAAUAAAGGGCUUGAUGGAAAAGCAAUGGUGUCUUUUCUUAUUCAGUAUGUUUGUGAAAAGCUGAUGGAAGUUUAUGGGAUCACCUGCACCGUGAAAGAUGUCCUGAACCUUGAUUCUAGCACAGAUGAGAAGUUCAGUCGUCAUCUUAUCUUCAAUUCACCACAUGCAGCUUUCAAAGACAACAUACAUUUGGGUAGAUUUGUACAUGCAAUUUUUGAAGGAAUUCUGAGCAUGCCCAAAAGAGGAAGUCAGUCAAAUGAUGAUGUGAACUUGGUGUCAGAAGAUAACAGUCCACGUAGAAUUAAGGAUCCAGCAGAGGCAUGUGGGACAGCUGAGAAGCCACAUCACAAGAGGAAGAGGCGGGAAGAGAGAGACCUCAGGUGCCUUCUGGUGAAAAACAAGAAGGGCCAGGAAUGUCUCUUUGUGGAUCUUGGCGUAUAUACCAAGAACAGAAAUUUCCGACUUUACAAGUCAACAAAGUCUGGAAAGAGUGCAGCAUUCACCGUUGCAGAUGACAAUGAAUUCCUUGCCAAAAGUGAGAGGAACAUUUCUGCAGAGGAGAGCCUGUUCUUUGCUUCUUUAGUUUGCAACAUGAGUUUCACUGGUCAGAGAAUUCUUACAUGGGACUGUCCUGACACAGAGGGAAACUCCUCAGUACAUCAUCAUCAUCAGCAGAGGUCGACAACAACUCUUGGGUUGUUGGCUGGUUACCAGUACUCUCCUUACCAGGACGUAGAUAAUUUUGUACUAACUGUCAUUCAAAAGGAUGGAAUACAAGGAAGCAUAAGACAGUGGAAUUACUUUGUUUCCGAACAAUUGCUCGUCUAUGACAUACUGAAAUACCGCUGGUGUGAAAAUGUCGGGAGAUUCCAUAAAAGCAACAACAUCAUGAUUCUUGUGGAUCUCAAAGAGGAAGUCUGGUACCAGAAGUGUCAUGAUCCAGCCUGCAAGAACUUCAGAUCCUCAAGUUACCCACUACCACAAGAGAUCUGUACCAGCCAUCUCAUGAAAAUGGACGAGGAAGACCAGACAUAUUUAAUGGAUGAUGCUGGUAACAUUGAACUCAGCCAGGCAUCAGGCCAUCCCCUGCAAAGUGCAGCUCAUCCAGAGGAAAAAGUUGCUGAUGUGUGGGGAGAUGAAUUUGAUGACGAUGCCUAUGUAGAGGCCCUGGACGACUUUGAAACGCAGAGAGAAGCAGAGUUCACAGACAAUAUCCCAGAUCAGCUUCUGCUCCAAUGCAUGGCAGAGUUUGAUGCCAAGUAGAGGAUGUU
Molecule: messenger RNA, 1965 nt
Organism: Lampris incognitus (smalleye Pacific opah)
Lineage: Eukaryota; Metazoa; Chordata; Actinopteri; Lampriformes; Lampridae
Gene: primpol
Product: primase and polymerase (DNA-directed)
Exons: 15
Coding region: 332-1957 (541 amino acids)
Biological process (GO): mitochondrial DNA replication; replication fork processing; error-prone translesion synthesis
Cellular component (GO): nucleus; mitochondrial matrix
Molecular function (GO): DNA-directed DNA polymerase activity; chromatin binding
Source: RefSeq, a predicted model, not a curated record